Messenger RNA from Amphiprion ocellaris (clown anemonefish), 2032 nucleotides. RefSeq names its product eukaryotic translation initiation factor 4E-1A-like. Gene Ontology annotation, molecular function: translation initiation factor activity; RNA 7-methylguanosine cap binding. Gene Ontology annotation, cellular component: eukaryotic translation initiation factor 4F complex; cytoplasm. The transcript has 7 exons. The coding region runs from base 34 to 684 and encodes 216 amino acids. Gene Ontology annotation, biological process: translational initiation. NCBI's taxonomy places the organism in Eukaryota, Metazoa, Chordata, Actinopteri, Pomacentridae. The record is from RefSeq and is a predicted model, not a curated record.
ACACGCCAAAACACUGAAUGUGAUUUCCAGAAGAUGGCGACCGCUCUGGUGGUGUCAACUUCAGUUCCUUCAAACCCCGAAAAGGAAAAAUGCGAAACAACCAUUCAGAAGGUUGUGAGUCCUGAUGCGUACAUGAAACACCCUUUGCAAAACAAGUGGGCUCUUUGGUUUUUCAAGAAUGACAAAAGCAAAACAUGGCAAGCCAACCUUCGUCUCAUCUCCAAAUUUGACACUGUGGAAGACUUUUGGGCAUUAUAUAAUCACAUUCAGCUAUCAAGUAACUUGAUGUCUGGCUGUGACUAUUCACUCUUUAAGGAUGGGAUUGAGCCCAUGUGGGAGGAUGAGAAGAACCGACGAGGUGGCCGCUGGCUGAUAACUCUCUCCAAGCAGCAACGAAAAUCAGAUCUUGACCGGUUCUGGUUGGAGACGCUGUUGUGUCUUGUGGGUGAAGCGUUUGAUGACUACAGCGACGAUGUUUGCGGAGCCGUCAUCAAUGUCCGAGCCAAAGGAGAUAAAAUAGCCAUUUGGACCACAGAGUAUGAAAACAAAGAUGCCAUCACACACAUAGGGCGUGUGUAUAAAGAGAGGUUAGGUGUCCCACCAAAAGUGAUCAUUGGCUACCAGUCACACGCAGACACAGCCACAAAGAGCGGCUCCACAACCAAGAACAAAUUUGUUGCCUGAGGACCUGAGGAUUCAUCAACCAAGAAUAUUUUUCCUUUGUCUGUCAGCAUAGAUUUUCUGUUAUGUUUCCAUGAAUGUAACGGUCAAGUUUAACCACCAAAAAAAACCAAACAUUUGAAAUGGAGAUAAAAUAACUUCUUUCAUAUUUGCCUGUUGGUUGACACUUUACCAAAGCUUUUGUUUAUGGUGACAGUAUGUGCAGUCAGAAAUGUAGCACUUAUAGCACUUGUUUGGUUUAAACUUUGAUUUUUGUGGUCAUGGGCUGAAGAUGCAAGUUUUAAUUUUGUAAUGCAGCUGGAGAAAUUUAAUUUAUCUAGCCCUUUAGUAUAAACCGAUCAUUUUUGUUCAAGUUCUUAACAUUGAAAGCACCAAUUAAAGUAAAAGGUUUUUAGUUUGGUAUGAAGUGUAGAUAUUAGUACUGUACGUGUCACCCAGUUUGCAGGAUCAAUAUACAGAUUUACUGAAGGUUUUGAUGCAGUCAAUAUUUUAACCAUACAUUUGAAUUUUACCUACAUCUUCUGGAAAUUAGCAGAAAUUUAGCACAGUGAGAGGAACUUUGGUUCACCUUGUUUUCAUAGUCAGACAAUGCAUUAACAUCUUUGUGCAGUUGUCAUACAAUUUUGGGAAGUUGGACAUCUUUAAAAGUCGCUUUAUCGGCAAUGUUGAUAGGUUUGAGUUUAAACUGUCCAGUUUCUUUUCAGGCAGCUUGGGCAAUAUGAAAACUGUCAAAAUUGAGAUUUUCAUUAACAUCUCAAAUUUGGAUGCUUGUGGUGUUUCACGAUGAGUGUCUGAUAUUCUGAAGGUCAAAUCUUAGCCACUAUAACCUUGAGCUAUACUGUUUACAGUAAAAUGGACCAACAAGCAAAGUUAAUCCUAUGUCAUACUUAGAUUUUCCAUGUGAGAAAAUACAUGCUAUAAAUGCCAGCUGUUAAUACCUGAGGUAUCUGAGUGUCAUUGAGGGUUUUAAGUUGCAGACCGCACAAAGAUCUCACAAGGAAAGAUAGUUCUACCACAGUAUGUCUUAAAUGAAUUUUCCAAAUAUACAUACCUAACAGUAUUUCUUUUUUUUUUUUUCUUGUGCAAGAGCCAUAUUUUUGUGUUCAGUUUGAAAGUUUACUUUUUUGGGUAUGAGUUUACAUGAUCUGCUGCUUUAGAUGAAGUUUACAUAGCAUAACUAUUUCCAUUCCAGACUUUGUUUUCUAUGUGAUAAAAGCAGAACAAAUAUUGUUUGGAGGGACUGAACUGUGCCUUUUAUGUAAAACCCUGCCCCAUAUUUCUGAGUUUCUGAAAUGUACAAAGAAGCAAUGUAAAUAAACUUGUACAGUGAAGUACUUUCUCUCAAAAAAGA